Messenger RNA from Lotus japonicus, 1692 nucleotides. RefSeq lists its product as uncharacterized. Gene Ontology annotation, cellular component: SCF ubiquitin ligase complex. Gene Ontology annotation, biological process: SCF-dependent proteasomal ubiquitin-dependent protein catabolic process. The record is from RefSeq and is a predicted model, not a curated record. NCBI's taxonomy places the organism in Eukaryota, Viridiplantae, Streptophyta, Magnoliopsida, Fabales, Fabaceae. The transcript has a single exon. The coding region runs from base 1 to 1692 and encodes 563 amino acids.
AUGUCUGCAGCUACAUAUUUACCAGAUGAGUGUUGGGAAUUUGUGUUGGGAUUCCUGAACAACAAACAGGACCACCAUUACUUGGAGUCUCUGUCCCUCGUCUCCAAGCAACUCCUCUCCAUCACCAACCGCCUCCGAUUCUCCCUCGCCAUUCACGAUCCAACUCUCCCCUUCCUCCCUCGCCUCUUCCACAGGUUCCCCAAUCUCACCUCCCUCGACCUCACGCACUUCCACGGUGACCUCGACGCGCUUCUCCUCCAAAUCUCGCGCUACCCCUUGCGCCGCCUCACAUCCCUCGACGUCUCGCACCAUGAAACGUUUCCGGCAAAUGGGUUGCGAGCUUUGGCCGAAAACACGAAAACAUUGACCUCCCUCACCUGCUCCCACAUGGGUUCUCUCGCCAACGCCGACCUCCGCCUCAUCACCGAUUGUUUCCCUUUCCUCCAAGAACUCGACCUUAGCAGCAAUGUCCUUAGUCGUACUCGUACGGUAGAGCCUUUGCCCAAGCUCCUCCGCAAGGUUAAUCUCUUUGGUGACGAGAACUUCAUUACCGAAGAAGCGCUUGUCAGUGUGUGCAAGAACUGUGAGUUUCUCGAAGAAGUGACGAUCUCUGAUUGCACUUCCAUAACCGCAUAUGGCAUUGCUUCCGCGAUCCGCCAGAGACCCGGUUUGAGGUCUUUCUCUGUUGACAGCUUAAGGGGAUCUGUCACUGCUAGUUCUAGCUUCAUUGAUUCGUUGGUGAGUUUGAAGAGCUUGACUUGUCUUCAUUUUAGGUAUUUAUCUAUCUCGGAUGAGUUGCUCUGCUCUGUUGCAGAGGAAGGUCUUCCUUUGAGGAAGCUUGUCCUCCAUUGUUGCAGAAACUACACCUAUUCUGGAAUCUUGUAUUUGUUGUCAAGGUGUCAGUUUGUCCAGCAUUUGAAUCUUCAAUAUACUGAAUUUCUGAAUGAUCAGCUUCUCACCGAGUUGUCAGUGUUUCUGGGUAAUUUGAUAUCUAUAGACAUUAGUUUUUGUCAGGGGCUCACAGAGUCAGCCCUUUUUGCUCUUAUCAGGAACUGUUCUUUGCUCAGUGAGAUCAAAAUGAUGUUUACAGGGAAUGGGAAAGAGAAGGUCCAGUAUUCCAAUUCUUUCAUGAAUGGUUGUGUGAACCCUCAGGUGAAGUUUCUCCAUUUGCCUUUUAAUUCAUGGCUGGGAGGUGAAAUCAUCAAAAUUUUGAGUUUGAUCUGCCCCAAUUUGGAGCUUCUUGACUUGCGAUCUUGCGGUACUGAAGAUGUUGUUGAAGUUUUAAGGAGAUGCUGUAAAAUUAGGCAUUUGAGGGUAGACCAUUGUUCAUCAGUGAAGCUGCAUGGGAUGAACUUUAAAGUUCCCAAUCUGGAGGUGUUGAGUUUGGCGUAUUCAGGAAUUGAUGAUGAAACACUCUCUGUGGUCUCAAAGAGUUUCCGUGGGCUUCUGUACCUGAAUUUGGAAGAUUGUCCAAAUGUCACAGACAAGGGUGUGAGGCAAGUAGUAGAAAACUGCAAACAACUAAGAGAGAUAAAUUUGAGUUACUGUAAACAAGUGGUUGGUAGUGAUGUUGCUUGGAUGGUAUCUUUAAGGCCAACAUUGAGAAAGAUAAUGGCUCCGCGUUAUUUCCAUCCUACCCGUAUCCGGAAUGAACUCUUCUUCUUGCGUCAUGGAUGCCUUGUCUUGGCAUGA